AUGUCGCCUUCUUUUCCAGUCGUUAGUCGAGUAUCAGCUUCUCCGUGGAAAAGCGAGGCUAGGGACUCAAGCAAGGAUCCAAAAGUCGAAUAUUGUGGCAUUGGGUUGUGGCGCCCGUCUUGCUUAGAACCGCUCAGAGAUAUACGUGCAUUUAUAGCAGCUAUGUGUUUUGUGUCCUGUCUUCAGGCUUCUUACUCUGGGUACACUAGUUCCCAGAUCACAACUUUGGAAAAGCGAUUCGCAAUUGGUAGCAUUGUUAUCGGAGCUAUCAACUCGUUUUUUGAGGUUGGCUACAUCAGUUGCGUUAUGAUCGUCAGCUAUUUGGGAGCCAAAGGCCGAGUGCCGCUGUGGAUCGCUUGUGGGCUUUUUGCUAUGUCAUGUGGUGCAUUUCUGUUUUCAACGCCUCAGUUUCUCUUUCACUAUGACUCAUCACUUUCUUCUGGUGGUAACGAACAUUUGUGUUCAUUAGAUUCCUCGCUCAACCAAACAUUCUCCAAAAAAUCAUCUUGCAACACUAAAUUUGAUGGAUCAUAUCACUUCUUACCGAUUUUACUACUCGCCCAGUUUCUCAUCGGUGCGGGAUCAAGUCCUAUCUUAACCCUGGCUCCACCUUUUGUGGAUGAUCACGUGCCCCCUUCUAAGGCUCCUGCAAUGAUUGCCUCUCUAUACGCUGCUGCUGCACUUGGUCCUGUUUUUGGCUAUGCUCUGGGUGCCUUAAUGUUGCAGCAUCCUAUGGAUAAGUGGUCAAAAACGAAGGUUAUUGGCAGUACCCUGACACCAGCCAGUGAGAAUUGGAUUGGCCUUUGGUGGGCUGGCUAUAUCAUACUUGGUCUGGGAGUUUUUAUCGGCGCUUCUAUUCUCAUAAUGUUUCCCCGAACUCUGCGCUCCUCGUUUACACCACACAAGCGGUCUUUGGAGUCUGACAUGAUUGCUGGCAGUAGCAACAGCGGUGGGACCGUGGACGGUGUGCUGAGUGACUCGAAACCGAACUCUUCUGCGGAGACCUCACUGCCCUUUUUCCUUCCUGCCUCACAGGCCCAACCGAUGUCCCACAAAUCUUAUCAGCAACGUGCAGUUUAUCAGCACCACCAGAGAUCUUUCUCCGGCAACGUGCCUGUCACCUCCGCACCCACUACCGCACCGCCUUUGAGUGUUGGAGGCACCGCUCAGGCCGCCUCCUUUUUUCCUCCUCGACAACACCAGAGAUCCGCCUCUGUUAGCAGUGUUCUUCACGCUGCGAUCAUCGCUGCGACCGCCUCCCAUACUGCAGAAGAGGAAGAUGAAGCACUGCCCUCCACCGAAACUGAUUCGGACAGCUCUUCAGACAAGCGACAGAGUCGAAUUGACCAGUCAGCAAGUGAGAUGCGGCGAGGCACGCGCCUCUUCCGGUCCCCGGUCUAUCGGAGCGAGAGUCUUACUGAGCAGCAGCAGCAACAGUACAGUUGCAGGUGGACCUCGGCCUUCUGGUCGUCGCGAUCUCCAAGCCGUGGAGUGUUGCUGCAGUCUAAUGGCCGUCUGCCGAGAUGGUCCCAGAAGGCUACUCCACUGGGUGUUCCUCCGCCGAUUCUCGACGUCAUGGUGGAGGAUAGCACUUCUGAGUUCCUUACAACUUCAGUCACCAAGGCGAAUACAAAGCCAGACGAUAGGAGCGACUUGGCCACGAACGGUAAGCCCGCAUCUCCGGUGGGCGCACGACGUUUCCAUCCACCUAUUUUGGAAGGCGAUUCGGGUGUGCCUCCACACUCUUCUUCCAACGCCAACCCCCCUUCUCCACCUUCCACUCCCACCGCCUCGGCGUCGAAAUCGUCCAUUUUUGUGCACCUACACAAGCACCGCAAACGUCGGCCGCGUAAAAUCAUCCGCGGUCGCAUCUUCGGUUUCCUAGCCGACUGGAGCAAGGAUAUUCCCAAGUCGGUAUUCAGCCUUCUAAAGAACAAAAUCUACGUUGUUACGUGCCUGUGUAUUUGCUGUGAAAUGUUCAUCGUCAUUGGAUUUGCUGGCUUCCUCCCCAAGUAUAUGGAGAUCGAGUAUCAAAUAUCAAAAGCAACGGCCAGCAUGAUUGCCGGUGGUCUCAUUGUCCCCUCAGGGGCUUUGGGUAUACUCGCAGGUGGACUGUUUCUCAACAAGGCGCGUUUAAGUCAAAAAGGCAAGUUGCUCACUGUCAGCGCUGUUCUCUUUGUGUUUUGCAUCAACUUCUUCAUUGUCGGCUGCAUGAGUUCCUUCUUUUUCCUCGGUUGUGAAAAUCCCAAAAUCGCUGGGUUCACUGUCCCCUACCCCUCAGGGCGUGAUAAUUAUUAUUUACGUAACUACGUGCAUGCACAAAAGGGUUUCCUACCCGUUACAAUUUUACCCAUGACCAGUACCCUACGCGUGUGCAUUUCUCUUUCAGUUGCCAUUUCGCAUCUAUCCACAUUCUAUAGAUCCUCUGAGACUGCUGACACCAAUGUGUCUAGGACCGCGAAACCCUGGGAAGUGGAGUGCUGCCGAUCGUGUGGUUGUAAUCCCAAUGUUUGGAAACCCGUGUGUCACGCUAAAACCAACACGAUCUUCUUCUCACCCUGCUAUGCUGGCUGUGCAAAGGGACCUACCUUCUUGCCUACCAAUAGUCAGUACAUCUACCACCACUGCAACUGCCUACUUAGCUUCGCUGAUACUCCCAACAACGAAUCUGUGUUCCUAAGGGAUAGCAGUAUGGUGUUAGCGAUCGAGACAGGAGGAGCGGGUGAAGCGUCCUCGCAAAUUUUCGAUGACGAGGUAUUUGCGGGUGUGUGCGCACCGGGCUGCAAGACGCUGAUACCCUUCGUGUGCUUCCUCACAAUCCUCCUCUUCCUUACUGGAGUGAUCCAGAACCCCUUGCUCAUGGUGACGAUGCGCUCGGUGAGGCACAGUCAGCGCUCCCUUGCCCUCGGGCUCCAGUUUGUCAUAAUUCGCCUUCUUGCCAACCUGCCCUCCCCCAUCGCCUUCGGUAGGGCCAUCGACGGAGCUUGCCUCCUAUGGAAGGACGAGUGCGGACGUAGGGGUGAUUGCGCCUUCAUGGACCUCAAACAGCUCACUCAGUACAUUACCGGUCUCGGAGUGACAGUGAAGGGCUCGAGUCUGCUGGUCUACAUAGUGCUGGUGUGCCUGCUCUCGCGACGAUACCCCAGUGCCUCGGGCUCUGGUGCUGACGAGGAGUUGGUGGUGAACAAACUUUGUAGCGAUGAUGCCCUCCAACAACGCUCGACACCCGACAGUCAUCAAGCUGUUGUAGAGAACGCUAAGACCUGGGAUGAACUUGCCAACCAGCCAAUCAAGAAAAUGCCUAUAAGAGCAAGGUGUCUUUCUAAAAGCAUGGUUUCUCAUGGGAAUAUAUUUUGUGAUCGCACAGCCCGUUGGGAAGCUAUAGAAUGCAUCCUAGGUCGUAGUGGCCCCCUUCAACGUAGCGACUUCGAGCCGUCUUCGGAGUUGUUUAAUAUGAUCGCGCAGCAUGUUCGAGUAUUGGUUGUGGGCGCCGGCGGCCUCGGCUGUGAAAUAUUAAAGUCUCUUGCCUUGAUGGGGUUUUGCCAAAUAGAUGUAAUUGAUAUGGAUACAAUAGAUGUUUCUAACUUAAACAGACAGUUUCUCUUCACGGAGAAGAAUGUUGGCCGUUCGAAAGCCGAAGUUGCCGCUGAUUUUAUUAUGCGUCGUAUAGACACCUGCAAAGUUAUUCCACAUUUCAAAAAAAUCCAGGAUUUUGGUUCCAAUUUCUACAAGCAGUUCGACAUCGUAAUUUGUGGACUUGAUUCCGUUGUAGCUCGUCGCUGGAUUAAUAGUAUGCUUGCAAGUUUAGUGGAAUACAAGGAAGAUGGAACUCCAGAUUUUCACACCAUGAUACCACUAGUUGACGGUGGCACAGAAGGCUUCAAGGGGCAUGUCAUUGUUGUCCUUUUCGGUGUUACCGGAUGCAUUGAAUGCAGCCUCAAUUUGUACCCACCCCAAGUUAAUUAUCCCCUUUGUACGAUCGCACACACACCAAGGCUGCCGGAACACUGUGUAGAGUUCGUACGACUACUCCUCUGGCCCAAGGAGCAACCCUUUGGACCGGAUGUCAAUAUUGAUGGGGAUUCUCCGGAGCACCUUGAGUGGAUUUUCAGUCGUUCGUGCGAAAGGGCAAAGGAAUAUGGUAUACAAGGAAUAAGUAUGCGAUUAGUAAAGGGUGUCAUUAAGAGGAUUAUUCCUUCAGUUGCUUCUACGAAUGCUGUCAUUGCAUCAGCGCUGGUAACUGAAGCUUUUAAAGUGGUGACCAUUUGCUACGAUUACUUGAACAGCUGCAUGAACUUUUCCGACGUUGAGGGAAUAUACACCUACACUUUCCAAAUAGAACGCAAAGACGAUUGCCUUGUGUGCAACAAUGUUCCAAAAAAUCUCGAUUUUUCGUCAAAAGCUACUUUGCGGGAAGUCGUAGAGUACUUAAAGCACGAUCCAGGACUGCAAAUGCAGUCUCCCACCAUUACAACACUACUGAAUGGAUCUAACCGUACUCUGUUCGUCGAUUUUGACGAAGCAAUGCAAGGUCUUCGAGCUAAUCUACAAAAAUCUCUCGACGGCAAUCUCACUGAUGAGCCAUUCGCCCUGGCUCUGUCUCCAGAGGCGGCGGCUCACGCGCCAAACUCCCUGCCCCCGCCCCUUGACCCCGCGCCCCGCGGCAGUACCCCCUGGUUCACCCUCGACCUCGCCACUACCCUCUUUAUCGAUGCGCGCAGCCCCUGCGAGUACGCUCUCGAUCACAUUGAGGGCGCUAUCAAUAUCCCUAUCCUCUCCGACCGGGAGAGGAUGGAGGUGGGAAAAAUUUUCUCCUCAGGUAUUACAAAUUUCUCCGUACCAUUGAAAAUGGAUCGCAUGCUUAUUCUUUUAUGCAGUGACGUUGUGGAGGCCCGUCUCCUCGGUGCCCGUUUUGCUUGCGCCAAUAUCGCCGAGUCUUUGAGGCCGGGGGGCCCACUUACACGUUUCUUCGAGACGUCGGACCAAGAAACUUGCUCACCCCUGCUUAUUGUGGUCUAUUGCUUCCGCGGCGGUCAGCGCUCCAUGGGGUUGGGGACCAUCCUGUCGGAGCUGAACUGUCCCAGUUGCGAAGUGGCCUGUCUUGCCGGUGGUUAUCGGGCUUGGCGACGCCUCCUCCUCCGUCAGCUGGGUGUCUGGCCCACUCUCGUUGCUCCCGGUGGACUUGCUGGGACCUUAUGGGUUCUCUCCAGCCUCACAGGUUGCGGAAAGACGCUGUUGUUGGAGGAGCUCGAGGCAGUGGGCGAAAUCACCCUGAAUCUAGAGCGGAUGGCGGGGCACAAGGGAUCGAUGUUUGGCGGUGGGGGGAUGCAACCGACCCAGCGAAUCUUUGACGCGCGUCUGCAUAGCGCCUUGCAGCGCUGUCUCACAGCGCCGCACGUCUGGACUGAGUGUGAGUCGCGCAACAUCGGACCUGGGUGCAAACUGGGAGAUGGCUUCUGGCAACGAUUGCGAGGGACCCGCGCUACCGUACGCGUUUGGCUCAGUGUGCCUCUCGAAGCGCGUGUUAAUUGGAUUCUACACGACUACGCAGCCUGGUUGCAUAACUCAGAGGAGAAUAUGGAACGGAUCUUCGAAUCAAUGGCAAACUACCACAGCAAAAAACGCCUCGAAUCUUGGCGCAAGUUGGUGCGAGGUGGAGAUUACGCCGCUUUUGUUGCAGAAGUCCUGGAGCACCAUUAUGAUCCGCUUUAUAAGAAAUCGCGGGGUUCUAUGUUGUGUCACUACGCAGACAUGGGUCUGCUGCAUUGCAUCGAAGUACCUAUCGUCGACCGCGCCUACUUUCGGAAGGAAGUCAUCCCCCAUCUGCAACACCUCUCCAUACAUAGCAGUAGGACCGAUUUUACUCAUCGAGAUAAUGCUCUCCUUUAA
Echinococcus granulosus is the source of this 5889-nucleotide messenger RNA. Its product is annotated as NEDD8-activating enzyme E1 catalytic subunit. Gene Ontology annotation, cellular component: membrane. The record is from RefSeq and is a predicted model, not a curated record. Gene Ontology annotation, biological process: protein neddylation; transmembrane transport; sodium-independent organic anion transport. The transcript is spliced from 24 exons. NCBI's taxonomy places the organism in Eukaryota, Metazoa, Platyhelminthes, Cestoda, Cyclophyllidea, Taeniidae. The coding region runs from base 1 to 5889 and encodes 1962 amino acids. Gene Ontology annotation, molecular function: protein binding; NEDD8 activating enzyme activity.